AUGUUUGCUGUCUUCCCUUAUGCUAGGUUGACUCCUAUCCUGAUUGCCGGUUCUAGACAAAAGCAUCUAAGUGGAGGUGGAGAAACUGCUAACAGUUUGGAUUGGACCUAUCCCAUGAGGAGAGAGAUGCAGGAAAUUUUACCUGGAUUAUUUUUAGGCCCAUAUUCUUCAGCUAUGAAAAGCAAGCUACCUAUACUUCAGAAACAUGGCAUAACCCAUGUAAUAUGCAUACGGCAAAACAUUGAAGCGAAUUUUAUUAAACCAAACUUCCAACAGUUAUUUAGGUAUUUAGUCUUGGAUAUUGCAGAUAAUCCAGUUGAGAAUAUAAUACGUUUUUUCCCUAUGACUAAAGAAUUUAUUGAUGGAAGUUUACAAAGUGGAGGAAAAGUUCUUGUCCAUGGAAAUGCAGGGAUUUCUAGAAGCGCUGCCUUAGUUAUUGCAUACAUAAUGGAAACGUUUGGGGUGAAGUACAGGGACGCAUUUACUUAUGUUCAAGAAAGAAGAUUCUGUAUUAAUCCUAAUGCUGGAUUUGUCCAUCAACUUCAGGAAUAUGAAGCCAUCUAUCUAGCAAAAUUAACCAUCCAGAUGAUGUCACCACUGCAGUUGGAGAGAUCCCUCUCAGUUCCACCUGGUACUACAGGAAGUUUAAAGCGAAUGCAUGAAGAGGAUGAAGAACUUGGAACCAUGCAAGUGGCAGCAGCGCAGAACGGAUGAUACCUGAGGACAGCACUGUUUGUAUUGUGAAUUCCUGCCAAGAAAGGUGAAGAAAACUAGGGAAAAAGAAUUAAUAAUGCAAAAUGAUGAAUGAACACACACACACACAUAGCUUCUUUUCAAUUACAUGUUGCUUUCAGAUGUAAAUCUGCCUCUGCAACACACUAAGCAUCAUUUUUAAGAUGUUGGACUUCUUGAAUGAAUAGAUGGCACUGAUUGUUUUACUCCUUUUUUACACUUUACAGUUUUAUUCUAAACCAAGAUUUUUGGACUUGCAAAGAGGUAUUAUUGCAAUAAUGCACUUUUCAUACUUGAAAUUUCUUUAUUUGUAUGAUAUAAAGUUAUUACUUUAAACAAAAUGCAAGCUGGGGGGGAUUUGUUUAUAAAGUUAUUUGUGUAAUUUAUAACAAGA
Molecule: messenger RNA, 1126 nt
Organism: Gavia stellata (red-throated loon)
Lineage: Eukaryota; Metazoa; Chordata; Aves; Gaviiformes; Gaviidae
Gene: STYX
Product: serine/threonine/tyrosine interacting protein
Exons: 11
Coding region: 1-714 (237 amino acids)
Biological process (GO): regulation of ERK1 and ERK2 cascade; protein dephosphorylation; negative regulation of protein binding
Cellular component (GO): cytoplasm; nucleoplasm
Molecular function (GO): F-box domain binding; protein tyrosine/serine/threonine phosphatase activity
Source: RefSeq, a predicted model, not a curated record